ACCCAGCCUACUGACACCGUAUCCGUACAAAGCGAACCAUCUCACCCUGCUAACGUGAUUUACAUCGGCGUCAAUCAUACCUACUAUCCAAUCACUCCUACAAACACCCCCAAAAAUCCCCAAUGGCAACAAAAGCAGCACCCCAAACCUACCGCUUCCUCACCACAGCGCAGGUAAACCAGCUCCACCGCGUGGCCCUGCACCCGCGCAGCACCAAGCCCACCCAGCCCACAAUGCUGGCAUCCGCCGUCGCGUCGCCCGUCAACGUGCACCACUACGAGCGCGACAAGACCGUCUUCCAGCUAGCUGCCGUGCUGGCGGAGAAGCUGAUGUUGAACCAUGCGUUUCAGGACGGGAAUAAGCGCACGGCGCUGCUGGCGGCGGAUAUGUUUCUGCGGGUGAAUGGGGUGAGGUUGGGGUUAGGUGUGGAUAGGGAUGGGGAGGGGGUGUAUGGGUUGAGUAGGGCGCAGGUGGAUGUUACGACGAGGCGGUGGGGGGUGGAUGAUUUGGCGCGGUAUUAUGGGGGGAUUGCGAGGCCUGUUGGCGGGGAGAAGGAGGGGGAGGAGAAGGAGGAGUAGGAGGAGUUAGUAGAAGACACGUCGUGAAGUGUUGAGUGGAGUGGAGUGAAGUGGGCAUACAGAUGCUCUUUCGGUCGCGCGUGCUACAUAUCCUUGAGCUGCUCGAGGCAUGGUCCGAGUUCGCGGAUGGAGUCGCGGAGAUGGCGUGUGAAGGUCUCUGUACAAACUAUUAGCGAAUCUCUCGUAUAAAGCAUUCAUUCUCCCC
Pseudovirgaria hyperparasitica is the source of this 783-nucleotide messenger RNA. RefSeq names its product DOC family protein. NCBI's taxonomy places the organism in Eukaryota, Fungi, Ascomycota, Dothideomycetes, Acrospermales, Acrospermaceae. Bases 123 to 578 code for a protein of 151 amino acids. The record is from RefSeq and is a predicted model, not a curated record. The transcript has 2 exons. Gene Ontology annotation, molecular function: kinase activity.